This is a messenger RNA of Nymphalis io (European peacock), 4803 nucleotides long. RefSeq names its product BMP-binding endothelial regulator protein (gene cv-2). The transcript is spliced from 8 exons. Gene Ontology annotation, molecular function: protein binding. The coding region runs from base 485 to 2509 and encodes 674 amino acids. Lineage: Eukaryota; Metazoa; Arthropoda; Insecta; Lepidoptera; Nymphalidae. The record is from RefSeq and is a predicted model, not a curated record.
GAGAUAGUGGUGCUCGGAACAGGUCCGGCGCACGCGCGGGGCAGAGUCGCGCGGCGGCCGGCAGCGGAGACCCACCGGCCACGGCUCAACACUCACACUCAGUGCACGCGCUGCCUCGCCGCCGCCAGCCUGCGUGGCUCUCGUUACCACGCACUCGUACGCCGCAAAUCGCUGUCAUAUUCGUCCGAUACUCGAUCGAAAGCUAACUUAUAUUUGAUUGAAAUUAUUUUUUUAUUAAUGAAAACUAUUAUACUAACGUGUUCAUUUAUUGACUCUGCCUUUGUUUACAUUUGCAUAUGUGCCAUUUUCGCUGAUCUUAACGGGCUUUUCCAAGUGUACUGAAAGUGAAGUGUAUAAUUGAAUAGCAUAACUGAAGGAAAACUGCGAACUGAUUUAUAAGGUGUUGCGCACGAGUCGCGUGGCGCGAGGGUGUGAUGCGAGGGGCGCGCAGCGGCGUGCGCCGGCGCCGCGAGUAGCCGCGACCAUGCCCGGCCCGCGCACCACACAUGCCGUUGCCUGUCUUCUGCUGCUUGCGAUGUUCUCCGACUACAUCGUUGCUGAUGGCUCCAUUCACGGCGUUAUCAAAGGCCAACGAGCUCCGUGUUCAAAUGAAGGCGAGACCGUUCGUCUCCAGGACGAGAGACUCGAGCAGGACUGGAGCAGCUGCUUCCGUUGUAUGUGCAAAAACGGUUUUGUGGAGUGUCGGAAAGGUGCAAAGGAGUGCGGGAUAAUGAAAGACUGCGCGGUCGAGAUGCCACGUGAAGGUUGCUGUGCACGAUGUAAAGGGUGUUGGUAUAAUGGCACAGAGUAUGCCUCUCACACUGAGUGGAAUGAAGAUGGAAGGCUGUUCCGCUGCGAAGCCGGCGUGGUUACUAUGUCGCGACCCGAGUGCUACGCUCCUUGUGACAAUCCUAAGCAUCAGAGACAUACGCACUAUAAUUGUCCAGUUUGUGAAGAAUGUGUCAUAAAUGGACAACGCGUGUGGGAAGGCCGAGAUGUCCGUAUACCAGAAGAGCCCUGUUUGUCGUGUCGCUGUAUGCGGGGGACAUUGUCCUGCAUUAAGCGAGCCUGCCCUGUUCUACCCUGUAUCAUCUCGCAACAGUUCACACCACCUGGGGAAUGCUGCCCCAAAUGCACCCACCCCACUGCGGAUAAAAUUCUUCCAGUUUCAGGACUUUCGCUACCGAAACCAUGCGUAAUUGGCAAGGAAUAUCACGAUCAUUCGAUCUUAUUUCGAGUGGAUCCCUGUACAGAUUGCACUUGCAUGAAUGGCACAGCUAUAUGCACGCGCCAAACGUGUCCAGUGCUGACUUGUGGAGCUCGCGCACUGCCGCCUCUUCCUGGUAAAUGCUGCCCAGAGUGCCCGGAAAUAGAAGAAGCACAGACAGCCUGUGUUAUCGCCGGAAAAACUUAUCAGGAUGGAGAGAUAUGGCAGUUAGAUGCGUGUAAGUCUUGUGAGUGCCACGGAGGAGAACCACGAUGCGCUAUGGAACGAUGCCCUACCUUAAGCUGUCCGCCCGAUCAGACACUACGACAGUUACCUGGGCAGUGUUGCCCUAAAUGUGUAGACAUUGACGGAAUAUGCACUGUCUUCGGUGAUCCUCAUUACAAAACAUUUGAUGGAAAAUUUUACAGCUUUCAGGGUUCUUGUAAAUACCAAUUAGUUUCCGACUGUAAAAAUCACACUUUCUCUAUAAGAAUAUCGAAUGAUGCUAGGAACACUUCACAUUCGUCUUGGACGCGUACUGCAACACUGCGCAUUGGAUCCACCAAGGUCAACAUGGGAAAGAAAAUGCGCAUAAAAGUAAACGGACAAAGGAUAAGUCUUCCUUACAAAAUUAAAGGAGUUGCUGAAAUAAGUCGAAGUAAUGGAUCUGUUAUUUUAAAAUCUGAAAUAGGGGUACAAAUGUUAUGGGACGGUGACGGAUUUUUAGAAGUGACUGUAUCUAGCUCAUAUAAAGGAAAGUUAUGCGGAUUAUGUGGUAACUUUAAUUCGGUCGCUAGAGAUGACAUGAGGACGCGUGACGGAAGACUUUUAAAUGAUACUUGGAGGUUUGGAGCUUCGUGGCGGGUAGGUGGGCACCGUGCUUGCACUAGACGUCUAGAACGACCGAGCGGGAUCUCACGAUGUCGUAAGUCGAAGUUGACAAAAGUACAACGACUGUGCCGUGCAUUUGAAGCUAAUGAGGCAUUUUCAAAAUGUAUUGUUAAAGUUAACCCUCAAAAUUAUGCGGAAGCAUGCCUUCUGGAUGCAUGUAGCUGUUCGGGUUUUGGAUGUCAUUGUGCGGCAUAUAGAGCGUAUGCAAGAGAAUGUACUCGUGUUGGUGCAGAACCUCAAGAUUGGAUGCGUGCCGCUUGGUGUGAGGGCAUUUCGCCGCCUUGGCUAAGUCGCGGUCGGAUGGGUGUCGGUCGCUCAGUCAAACACAGGAAGAACGACUUAUUAACUUUGGGUCCAAUACCUAAACGAAAUAACAGUCGUUCUCGGCCUCCACCUCCAAUUCUACAUUAAUAUACUAUGAUCAGCAACACAAUUACUAGUCAAACCAGCUGCCUUUAUGGCAAUUAUGAGUAUGUAAACAGAAAGUGUCGAGUUGAAUCGAACUUAAGAUGUGUCUCUAAGGUGCGACAAUAUUUGGAACGAAGAUCUAUUUACAUAAACAGUAUUCGUAAUCUACUUAGUUAAGUGACAAGUUCUGUUAUAAUAUUAUACCACCUUUAGCUUACUAGUACCUCGCCAAAUCAACCAGCAUCUACAUAGUUAUUUAAAUGUAUAAUCAUUCCUGUAUAAUGGUUAAUGAAUGAGGUUAUGGUUGAAGCUCCUCUUUUUAUACUUUUAUUUUUAUAACAAAGAGCGAUAAGUAUAAUUGAAUUUCUUACAAAUUACUCGUAUCAAUGUUAAUGUUUGUAUUUGAUAAUAAUGUGCUGGUUUUAUGUAUUGGUGGACGCUUAGAUCCUAGUUCCGCUUGAAGUGGUAAAUGUUUUAUAAUUUAUUGCACUAUAAUUCUAUAAUUUUCAACAAUAUGUGAUAAUUAGCUUUGAAUAUGACUUCAGACAGGAGACGUUUGGUUAACAUAGUUCAAAAUGAGAUCUCAUCAGUAGUUAGUUUACGAAAUCUUAGAUCUAGCCGAAGCCAAGAAGCUAACGAGAUUGUAUGGAUCUUGUGUAUAUACUUUGAAUGAAGUCUAAUUCAAUUUUGUCUCAUAUAAACGAGCUCGCUCAAUUCACUGUCGAAAUGUAUACGCUAAGACGGCUCUGCUGAAGCGGCUGAAGCGGCUCUGUUACCCUUUUAUUAACGAACAAAUAAUUUAUAAACGUUAUAAAUGUACAUAUUUUGAUCUAUUCCACUAAACAUAAUAUGUAACUAUUAAUACAUAAUUAGUUUUAGUAUUUUAAUUUAGAUUUAAAAAAUAUAGUUUUUAAUGCGUUACCAAUGAAUUUUAUUAUUGACAUUGAUUUUUAACGUUAAAUAUAACGUGAUAUGUUGAUCUGUCUCACGUUGUAUGUUUGUAGCAUUUGUAUGUCAUUAUGUGUUAGUUCACAGAAGUGAAAUGUACUAAGUGCCAUUGGAUCUUCAGUAGCGUAAGGUGGCUGCGGCUGCACUGUCGGAACGAGACGAACUAAGGAAUGAUUGAAAUAAAAGAAUAAUUUAGAAAAUUUAAACUAAAUUUUUCUAAUUUUAAUUUUUUUUCGGUUAAGUUGAAGUAAAUGAGUAUAAGAUAUAUCUGUUUAAAAUCGUCCGAUAGUAGCGCGCUCAAGCCGCCAUGAUUGUGAUAAAAGUAUGCCUGUAGGUAUUACUCGACAAAAGCACAUACAUAUGUACAUAUAUAUUUAUCUAUCUAUUCAAAUCUAUCAAAAUUAAUUAUCUAUUUAAUCGUAAUUAUUUCAAAUGUACUUAUAUAACGGUAUCAAUAUAUAUUUUGCUUAUAAACAUGACAUAACAUGACUAGAAUAGAGAAGGAUACUAGAAUUAUCGAUGAGAUUAUGCGAAAUAUGCCUCAAAGUGAACAUGUAUAGAGUAUUUGGAUCACUGGUUCAUUUUAUUUUGUAAAUUUUAAUGGGACUGGAAUUAUAAACAAGCUGCUUUGUAUUUCCAUUUAAAUCGAGACUUCCUAUUGCGUAGAUACUUUAUUUGAUUUUAUUAAAUUCCUAUUAGUAAAACCAUUUUUAUUUGCAUUCCCAUUAUCUAUAUUUCUUAUUAUCAUUAUUUAAUAAUAGUCUACGUUUUAUGUAGGCUUCUAAGUAAGUUAUUUGAGAUUAAAUAUUGUUUUAUUAUUUGAUAAUGUAAAUUUUGUCGCCAUAUUAAUGAUAUCAUUUAUAUUUUAUUGCAUGGAUAUUAUUAUUUAAUUUUCCACUCAAAGCUUAUUAUAUUUCGUUCAGUAAUCUUUUAAAUACAUAACACGUCAGUUGCUCUCUGAUAUUUUUCAAUAUAAACAGGACAUAUAAUAAUAAAUAUCGUGGAAUAAUAAUAUUAUCUAUUAAUAAAUCAUUAUGCAGACUCCAAACAGAAAAUAAUAACUUAAAAUUGUCCUUGAAUGUUAAUAGACAUGCUUAAUAAAAUAAGUUGGACAUUAUGAUUAUAUUAUUUCAAUAUGUAAUAUUUGUUUUAUUAAAUAACCUAUUAAAAGAAUAUUUUGAUAUAAUAUUAUAAUUUAUAAUUUAUAAUUUAUGACUACCUGUAUUUUUGGAUAAGACCAGUCGUAAAAUAACUUUUACAUCACCAACGUAAUUUAGAACAUUUAAUGUGUCAACACGUAAAUUAUUCAACUAUCAAAGAAUUAUCUAAUAAUAAAGAAGUAAUAUUCA